Molecule: messenger RNA, 3343 nt
Organism: Bactrocera latifrons
Lineage: Eukaryota; Metazoa; Arthropoda; Insecta; Diptera; Tephritidae
Gene: Bre1
Product: E3 ubiquitin-protein ligase Bre1
Exons: 6
Coding region: 55-3144 (1029 amino acids)
Cellular component (GO): nucleus; HULC complex
Molecular function (GO): metal ion binding; ubiquitin protein ligase activity
Source: RefSeq, a predicted model, not a curated record
CUUUGCUUGCGGAAACUUUUAUAUAUAAUUUGUUAAAAAGGAUAUUGCUGUAAAAUGUCGAAACGCAGCGCAGAGGAGUCUGGUGGUGGCGGUAGCACCGCGGCUGCCACAAAUCUCGGGCAGCCACCAAUUAAGAAAGUUCAUUUUGAACCGCACCUCAUUGGGCCUGUGUCGACACUGGAAGAAAUGGAUAUUAAAGUCCUUGAGUUUCAAAAUAAAAAAUUAGCACAGCGUAUUGAACAACGGAUGCGAACCGAAGCAGAGUUGAGGCAUCGUAUUGAACAAUUGGAAAAGCGUCAAAUGCAAGACGAUGCUGUAUUAAAUGUCGUAAAUCGAUAUUGGAAUCAGUUAAAUGAAGAUAUACGCGUGCUCUUGCAACGUUUCGACGCUGAAACGGCUGAUGAGUCUGAAAAUCGCAAUGAGAAUGAAGUUACCACAUCUUUUCUCAUACAAUUAUCCACGUGGGAUAAAGAGGAGCUUGACGAUAAACUUGCUAAUCGUGUUCAAGUUUCAAAGAGGGCGGUAGCAAAGAUAGUGCAAGUGAUUGAUCGUAUCAUGCAACGUAAUGAAAAGAUAACAAUAGCUCUGAAAGAAGGAAAUGGCGUUGCGAGUGGUAGUAAUGCUAAUGCGAAUGCGGAAGGUGAAGAUGGGACAGAUAAUGUUACCAAUAAUAUUUUGCCAAAUAUCGAUGAGACUCUAAAGCAAACGCACAUUGAAAUUAUGACCGAAAACCGAAAUUUGCAAAGCUUAAACACUUCGUUGCAUGAAAAAUUUCAUACAAUUUCAUUAAAAAUGAAAGAAUGUCAAGAUGCUUUGACUGCUAAAGAGACCGAAAAUGCAGAGCUAAAAAAUCAGAUAGAUGAGUUACAAUAUGAUUUGGAAAAAGUGCACUGUCGCAACGAUAAGUUAGAAAAUCAUUUGGCAGAAGCCAUAGAGAAGUUGAAAGCCUACCAUCAAAUGCAUGGUGAUCCUAAUAAAAGCUCAUCUUCUGGUAAAGGAACAGCCACUGCAAAUGUAAACAGCCAACAUUACGAAGACUUGCAAAAGGAUUUAGAAGAGUAUCGUGAACUGGCGAACAAUCGUCUGCAGGAGUUGGAUAAAUUGCAUGCUACACAUAGGGAGACGUUAAAGGAAGUGGAAAAAUUAAAAAUGGAUAUUCGUCAGUUGCCUGAGUCGGUAAUUGUUGAAACGACAGAAUACAAAUGCUUGCAGUCACAGUUCUCGGUUCUAUAUAAUGAAUCCAUGCAAAUAAAAACAAUGUUGGAUGAAACACGGAAUCAGUUGCAGACAAGUAAGAACCAACAUUUACGUCAGAUUGAAGUUAUGGAAAGUGAAGAAUUGAUUGCACAAAAGAAGGUACGGAGUGAAAUGAUUCAAAUGGAGGACGUGUUGGCUCAGAUUAGGAAAGAAUAUGAAACGUUGCGCAUUGAAUUUGAGCAAAAUAUGGCUGCUAACGAGCAAACAGCACCAAUAAAUAGGGAAAUGCGACAUUUAAUUACUUCCUUACAAAACCAUAAUUUGCAGCUAAAAGGAGAAGGUCAGCGAUAUAAGCGUAAAUAUAAGGAUGCUUCGGCAGAUAAUGUAAAGCUUCGAAAAGAAAUAGAGGAUACUUUGGCGAAGCUGGAGGGUACAAAGCAGCCACCGCCCGCAACAGAGGAGGUUAAACUAGAGGGGGGAAAUACUGUGAAAGAGGAGAAUGCCGCUGGUGGCGCAGGAACAACUGGUACUAGCUGUAACGAAUCAUCAGCAACCGUCAAAGAUGAAGCCAGUGCCAACAUCAAAGGGGAUGAUGGCGAUGACGAGAUGAAAGAGCAAAAAGAUGGAAUAAAGCAAGAAAAAAAUUCGACAGGGCCCACUGCAGUUGUUGGGGAGAAGAAAGAUGCUCAGGCUGCAGGUAGUACCAACAAUAAUGCAACAAGCGGAGCAACAGUUGCUGGAACGCCAUGCACAGCUACCGUCAAGGUUGAAAAGGACGCAAAAGAUGUGCCAAAGGCCAAGGAUAUAAAAGUAGUUGAAUCCGAAAUUGUGCGGGAUUUAAAGGCACAGCUCAAAAAAGCAUUAAAUGAUCAAAAGGAAAUGAAGCUUCUUCUUGAUAUGUAUAAAGGCGUUUCAAAGGAUCAACGUGACAAAGUGCAGCUUAUGGCAACCGAGAAGAAACUUCGGUCAGAAAUAGAGGAAUUGCGUCAACAAUUAAAGAAAAUACAGGAAAGUAAAAGAGAAGAGCGUAAAAAGUUGGCAGAUGAAGAAGCAUUACGCAAGAUUAAGCAACUUGAGGAGCAGAAGUAUGAACUGCAGAAACAAGUUGCCAGUCAAAAGCCAGUGGAGAAUGCAUGGGGUGGGCCGGGUGGUGCAAAUUAUGCUCGCCCAUUUGUUGGGUCACAUGAAGAGGAAGCUCUACUAAAUGAAAUGGAAGUAACAGGUCAGGCAUUUGAAGACAUGCAGGAACAAAACUCUCGACUAAUACAGCAACUCCGUGAAAAGGAUGAUGCAAACUUUAAGCUUAUGUCGGAGCGCAUUAAAGCAAACCAGAUGCAUAAUUUAUUACGAGAGGAAAAACAAAUAUUAGUAGAUCAAAUGACCACACGAGAUACUCAAAUUGAAGCAAUGCAUAUUGUAUUGCGAAAGUUAGAAGAGAAGGAGCGUAGCCUUCAAGCUACCGUAGCCACUAUAGAGAAAGAGUUGAUGUUGCGUCAACAAGCAAUGGAAAUGCACAAACGCAAAGCCAUUGAGUCCGCACAGUCAGCAGCAGAUUUAAAGUUGCAUUUAGAAAAGUAUCACUCUCAGAUGAAGGAAGCGCAACAAGUUGUUGCGGAAAAAACUAGUUCGCUUGAGGCGGAGGCUUACAAAACAAAGCGCUUACAGGAAGAACUAGCGCAGUUUAAGCGCAAGGCUGAACGCAUGAAAAAGAUUGAAAUGGCUGGCAGUACUAUUGAUGAAGUAGUAUUAGAAGAGAUUCGCGAAUAUAAAGAGACUCUCACCUGUCCUUCAUGUAAGGUUAAACGCAAAGAUGCCGUUUUAUCGAAAUGUUUCCAUGUUUUCUGCUAUGACUGUUUACGUACUCGCUACGAAACUAGACAGCGGAAAUGUCCUAAAUGCAAUUGUGCUUUUGGUGCAAAUGAUUACCAUCGCCUCUAUUUAACCUAAACAUUUCAGUACGCUGUUAUUAGAUUUCCAUUAAGUAAUACCAAUUGGUUUUUAUUGUCAAAAGUUCAGAAGAGCGGUGAUCAGAUGGGGCUUUUUGCAGUUCUCAUAUCUACUGAAUACAAUCCAUACAUUAUGAUUUAUGUUAGGUAUAUGCUAAAUAUGCAUUAUUAAUUGCAAUAAAUUUACCUGUAUAUCUCUA